AUGAUCUUCGUGGAGUACGGCAAUGAGCUGCUGCAGCUGCAACUCGAUUACGCCCCCUACCUCGCACAACGCAUCCGCCCCAUCAUCUACAUGAUCAUCGCGACGCACAUUCUCCUGCCCUUUCCCUCACUCAAGGCAGCCGUCAUCUCCACGGCGGUAGUCACCCUCCUCGAGGUUGUCAUCUCCUUUCGACAGCGCUACAACGCCGCCCCUGAGGGCCACCUGUCAGCGCUGAUCAAGCUGACCAUCUCCGACAUCAUCUUCUACCUCUACGCGGCCCUCUUCGGCAUGUACAUGAGUCGCCUGUUGGAGAUCAUCAUUAAGCGGGCCUUCGAGAAUCACCACAAGUACAUCAAGAGCAAGUUCAACUUUUACCAGGAGCAGGAGCAGCAGGAGCGACUGCUCAACUCCUGCUUUCCGCGCCACCUCAUAGAAGACGUGCGCAAGGACCUGAAGGACAGCAUUCGCGACGAGGAGAACGUCCAGAAUGGGAAAAUCAUCCAGAGUCCUUUCAAGAAGCUGUACGUGAAGAAGUAUGACAACGUCUCCAUACUGUACGCAGACAUUGUCAACUCGAUGCUGCUCACCUCUAAACUGAGCGCCAAUGAGCUGGUAGAGACGCUGAACGAUAUGUUCGGCAGCUUCGACGAAUGCGCAGACAAGAACAACUGCCUGCGAAUAAAGCUUCUUGGCGACUGCUACUACUGCGUCAGCGGACUGCCCAAGUAUGACAGCCAGCACGCUCUCAACUGCAUUCGCAUGGGCCUCGACAUGAUUGACAUUAUCAAUGAAGUCCGCAAGGUGAAGACCAUCAACAUCAACAUGCGCAUCGGCAUCCACUCAGGCAUGGUCCUCUCGGGUAUUAUCGGCGUGCACAAGUGGCAAUUCGACAUUUGGUCACAAGACAGCAUUCUCGCCUCCAGCAUGGAGCACGACGGAGUGCCCGGCUAUGUGCACGUCACCAGGGAGACGCUCGAUCUAGUGCACGAAAUUGCCCUGCAGAAGUACAUUAUUGAAGAGAGAAAUGUCAACGAACGCCUCGGCUAUCUCAUCUCACGAAAGAAGAAGAGCUCUUCAAUGGAGCAGCUGGAGCGGGCGCACACCUUUACCAUUAACAAUCGCAUACAGGCGGAACGACUAAGGGAGAAUGUCAACAAACUGCGAAGACGAUCCUCCUUCUCGACGAUUCGCCUGCAGAACCUGAAUCUAUUUCAGGAGAACAGCGUCAUCAAGAAGGAGGUCGACCGCAGCAAGGAGAAGACCUUCAUCGACCAGGAGGUGGAGCAGAUGCCGCUCAGCUUCAAGAGCAGCGUCUUCAAGAGCCUGCACGGCAUUCAUCCGCUCUUUCUCACCUUCAAGUCGCCGCCCAAAAAGAGGGUCAAGUCAUCAACGGCCUCUUCAAGCAAUGAUGACCUGAGCAGCAGCAGCAGCAGCAGUGGCUCGGAGAAGGACAUCAGCAACAAAGGGGCAAAGGGAGAAAGCGGGGCUGCUCAGAGUGGCGAAGAGAGCUCGCUUACCCUGGAGAAGGAGUUCCUCACGCUGAGCGAUGACUUCUUCAUCUUCUACCUCUCCUUCUCACUGGUCCUCUGCGUGGUCAUUGGCCUGGUGAAGGGCGCCAUCGUGCCCAAGGUGGACUCGCUCAUCGCCACACUGGUCAUCUUCGCCACCUCCAUUGGCCUCAUUGUGGUGUGCAUCUACUACAGCUACAGCAAACUGUCCAGCAAUCUCUCCUUCAUCAAGCGCAAUCUUAUCUGGUUCGGCGUUUCCGCGGCGCUCUUUGUUUGCUCCCUGCACGACAUCAUUCUGUACGACUGCGACGAGUUCCCAUCCGGUGAGCAGCAACUGCCGCUGGUCACGAAUGAGAGCACUGUCACGGGAGGCAGCGAGAGCACGCUCACCAGCUGGCCAGAGGGCCCGUACCUGUGGAGCUACACGAACUGUGUGAUUCUCGCCAUGACGGGCGUCAGUGUGUUCAUCCGAAUCAACCUCUGGCUGAAGACGGUGCUCCACUUUGUGGGGCUGAUCAGCUUCUGCGUGCUGCUACUGAACGAGUGCUCCCUCUACCAGAAGCUGAUUCCCCACUCCAGCACCGGCGACCAGUGGGUGUCCAACAUUGGCUUCGACCCGACCUUCAGUCACUUCUACUACGUCUUCAUGGUGGUCAGCAUCCUCUGCAUCAUCGACCGCCAGGUAGAGUACAUCUUCCGACUGGACUUUAAGCUGUCGAAGCGCCUCGAGGACGAAGACCAGGAGUCACGCGUCAUGGGCGAGAUCAAUGAGAUUCUCCUCAAGAACAUUUUGCCCGCCUACGUGGCGCAGAAGUUCCUCAACAACAGCCUCAUCUCCGAUGACUUCUACUCGGAGUCGUACGAGUUUUGCGCCGUCAUGUUCGCCUCCAUUCCCAACUACUCAGAGUUCUACUCGGAGAAUGAGUUCAACGACAAUGGCAUCAAGUGCCUGCAGCUACUCAAUGAGAUCAUCUGCGACUUUGAUCAGCACUUGUCUGACGUUCGCUUUCUUCGAAUUGAAAAGAUCAAGACGAUUGGCAGCACGUACAUGGCCGCGGCUGGCCUUCAGCCUGGCAGAGGAUCAAAUGGGAGCACCACCUCAUUUGAAGACGAACGCAGUCAUGUGCUCUCCAUACUUCGCUUCUCCAUCAAGUUGAUGGAAACACUGAAAACGGUCAACAAGGACGCACUGCAGGACUUUAAGCUGCGAAUUGGCAUCGCAGUCGGCCCAGUCAUUGCCGGCAUUGUCGGCGCGAGCAAGCCUCAGUACGACAUUUGGGGCGACACCGUCAAUGUGGCCAGUCGCAUGGAGUCCACUGGCGUCAUUGGACGCAUUCAAAUGACCUGCGAAACAGCACAAAUACUAGCACAGACUGACCACUACCACGAGUUCACUCUGGAGCAACGAGGGCCGAUUCAGGUGAAAGGAAAGGGCAAUCUGGUGACUUACCUGGUAAAGAGCAAGUUUGACUUUGAGGAAAAGGAGAUCACCUAUGUUUGA
This is a messenger RNA of Rhagoletis zephyria (snowberry fruit fly), 3009 nucleotides long. NCBI's taxonomy places the organism in Eukaryota, Metazoa, Arthropoda, Insecta, Diptera, Tephritidae. The record is from RefSeq and is a predicted model, not a curated record.